AAAGAAAAGGCCCAGCGCGGCUGCCCGAGAAGUAGAGUUACUACAUGCAGAAACAGUGCGGUUCCAAACUUGCUCUCGUGGCGGGCGAUGGCUUCAUGUAAAGAUAAAGUUAUUUACAAAACACAGAACGAUUUGAACAUUGAGCGAGAACACGGACAAAGUGUCACUGUGAAUUUGGACAUUAACAACGCCUCACACAGACAGAUGAAGGACGUUUACAGCACGGUGAGGCAGGGUUCAUCUCCAUCCACAGCGAGAGAGACUGAACAUGGGAUUCAGAGACAAUAUUCUCGUCAAACUAGCAACCCUGCUGAUCGGGAUGUGUGUGUGGUACUUCCGAAACGGUUGAACAGUGUUAUAGACAAUUCUUCUUCAGGAGAUCCGUUGUUAUUACAGAAACACGUGUCUCGUCAAUCAAGCCAAAGUCCUGACAAGUCCAGACAAUCUCCAAAAUAUCCUACCCCGUGUUUCAUCAGGCAAAUUAGUAAAAACACUUCGAACGUCAUCAAAAUAAUCGUGGUCGUUUCAUUACUAUUAAAUGUUUGUCUUAUUCCGGCUUUCGCAACGGUGAUAACCCUUUUGCUUCAAGACACGACGUCGUGUAGCGUUCCACCACCCCCCGCAGUCGGGCUUGCCGUCUCCGACUCCCUCUGUUUCCCGUGUGGGCUAGCUGGCAUCCCCGGGGUGCCCGGUGCCGUCAGGACAGACAAUGGCGUCUGCUGUGGAUCCAAGGAGGACGCCGACCUUCAACGCAUUCUUAAGCAGCGAGUUCUUCCAUCAACGGCGGCGCUCGUUCAUACAAGAACUCCGUGCACUAUGGAUAGUGUCGAGGAGCCCAGUAAAAAGGGACCAAGAAGAAAACAUUCCUUGAAAACAGCAGCUCAUCUGUUGGUUGACGUGAAAGAAACACAAACAGCGGGUUCCAUAAAAUGGAUGACGGAGUCUGCAGAUGGGAUAGCGUUCCUUCAGGGGGGUCUGACGGUUAGGAAUUCCACCAUCCGGGUCAAGAAAGGAGGCAUUUACCGGAUAAGCAGUCACUUCAGUUUCGACACUUUUAAAAAUACAUUGAUCAAUCCGAAAUAUAUAAUGGAUCACUAUAUCUACAAAGCCUCGUCCGGGGGGACGUCUGUGAUCAAACUGGUGAAAAUGGUUUUGGAGAACCGGAUGUAUGAGUCGAGCGACGUCGUUGUAGGGGUCGUAAAGCUGCGUGAUGGAGACGAGAUCGGCGUGGAGAUGCAAACGUAUCAAUACCUGUAUAACAUGGAGGUAGCUAACACGCUUGAUAUCGAAAAGAUCGGCUAGAGUGUGGGCGUGGUGUUGCUAUGGACACGAAUCUUUCAACUCGGGAAGAGACUAUAAGUGGGUUAACGCCGCUCUGAACGCUAUUACAUCGAUGUCACUGCGUCUGGAGUGAGUGAGUGAGUGAGCAUGGUUUUACGCCGCUUUUAGCAAUAUCACGGCGGGGGACACCAGAAAUGGGCUUCACACAUUGUUCCCAUGUCGGGAAUCGAACCCAGGUCUUCGGCGUGAGGAGCGAACGCUUUAACCACUAGGCUACCCGACCGCCCCUCACUGCGUCUGGAAGUUGACGUAUAACGUGAAACCCAUGAUCAUGGUACUGACAAACCAAGGAUCAUAAAAAUCAUCGGAUUCGACCCGGAAGAUAAAAAAGACAGCGCGACAAAAAAAUGUGAACCAGGUGUCGCUGUGUGCGUUGGUCAUGCGGACUGGUGAUAUGCUGUAUAAAGCUGAAUGCUGUCGUAAAGAUAAUAAUAUAUUAAUACAUGUACAUAAUAAACUGACGUUGUACAAAUAUAUACAAAUUUGAGAGAUAACUUUUUAGGGAACAUAUUUGAAAUACUGGAACUUACAGAUUCCUUGCUUGCAUUUAACAAAGUUUGUUACAUUGAAAGUACUGGCUAUGUCAGAAUGACAGUUUCUUAUCGUGAAGUGGGUGUCUGCGCCUUGUAGUUGCGACUGGGCAACUGUCUUCAGUGACGUCAAGAUAUGUUAUUUACCAGCGUUGUAAAGUUAACGAGAGACACCUUUGCUCGUUGUUUCAUUCGGAUUCUUUCGUUUGCCACGUCUACUGUGACAGGUCGUGCGCUGUCCUGUCUACUGAUAACAGUAAGCGCAUAGAUAAAUGAGCAAACCGACAGUGUAAACAGUUAAUUGAACAGCACGCCAGGCUUGGGCGUCAAGAGUUGUGUCCCCUGAAUGUGUGACUCGGCCAGGGGUUGUACUUAAUAUUUGUGAUUGAUGUUUGUAAUGUGUUGUUCGUCUUCAGUAAAACCAUUUUACAGAAA
This is a messenger RNA of Haliotis rufescens (red abalone), 2306 nucleotides long. RefSeq lists its product as uncharacterized. The transcript is spliced from 3 exons. The coding region runs from base 88 to 1302 and encodes 404 amino acids. The record is from RefSeq and is a predicted model, not a curated record. Gene Ontology annotation, molecular function: tumor necrosis factor receptor binding. Lineage: Eukaryota; Metazoa; Mollusca; Gastropoda; Lepetellida; Haliotidae. Gene Ontology annotation, biological process: immune response. Gene Ontology annotation, cellular component: membrane.